This is a messenger RNA of Gadus macrocephalus (Pacific cod), 1401 nucleotides long. RefSeq lists its product as uncharacterized. The record is from RefSeq and is a predicted model, not a curated record. Bases 179 to 1378 code for a protein of 399 amino acids. NCBI's taxonomy places the organism in Eukaryota, Metazoa, Chordata, Actinopteri, Gadiformes, Gadidae. The transcript has 2 exons.
UGUUCACACAGGCAGUUUUUUUAUAUUAAAAAACACCUGACCCGGGCGGUUUUUUGCCAACUAAAAAACUGACAGGGUGGUUUUGUCAAGUUCACUCUCGAGCAGAAUGUUCUAGAGCCAACGUUGCAAAUCAGUUACCGCAUCAAAGUGGUUUGACUACGCUACAGUGUCAGUUACAAUGUCGAGGAUGAGAAAAUUAGCCCUUGUUUUGGCGUUAAAUGACAACGACGAGGAUAACGAUGAACCUUCCCGUUUGUGGGUGCAUGACAUAAACCGGGGACGGCAGCAGUACGGGGCGUUUCAUAGUUUGAUUCAGGAGCUACGGUUUGAUAAUGCACGGUUCAGUGCAUAUUUCAGACUCGACAAGAGUCAAUUUGAAACCUUGUUGCGCAUCGUUGCGCCUUCAAUAAUAAGGCAAGACACCCACAUGAGGCAAGCCAUCAGUCCAGAGGAACGACUCAGCAUUUGUUUAAGGUAUCUGGCAACUGGCGAUUCAUUCCGGUCCAUCGCUUUCGCCUUCAGGGUGGGUGUCAGCACUGUGGCAGGCAUAGUUCAUCAGGUCUGCACAGCUAUUUGGGAUUGCCUCCUGCCAGAUUACAUGCCUAUUCCAGACAAAGCAGCGUGGAGAAAGAUCGCCACUGGAUUCCAACAGCUGGAUUUCCCCAACUGCCUAGGGGCAAUGGAUGGGAAACACGUAGUCAUUGAGGCUCCUCCCUCCAGUGGCACUCUUUAUUACAAUUACAAAGGCACUUUUUCCAUCGUCCUUCUGGCUGUAGUCGACGCCAGGUACUGUUUCAGGCUUGUUGACAUCGGGGCCUAUGGAAGAAACAGUGAUGGGGGAACCCUCUCCUCCUCCGCUUUUGGUACUGCCCUACGGCAGAACACAUUGGGUAUCCCGGAUGACUCCAUCCUCCCAGGGGCAGAACAUCUUGGCCCGAUGCCUCAUGUGUUUCUGGCAGACGAAGCCUUCCCCUUGCGCCGUAACAUCAUGCGCCCAUACCCUGGCUACAACACUGGAGAAAAAAAAGUGUUUAACACCCGUCUCUCUCACGUGCGCAGAAUGGUCGAGUGUGCGUUUGGCAUACUGGCAUCCCAAUGGAGAGUGUACCGUCGGGUGCUGUGUGUCUCUCCAGAAGUGGCAGAGAACGUGGUAAAGGCCACCUGCAUGCUCCAUAACUUUCUGAGGUGGGAUGCCAGCACUACAAUACCGGCUAGGUCAUCUACUGGAACAUCCACAGCUGAGCCAUCACAAGGUCUCCAGAACGCACCUCGCCUUGGCACCAACAAUGCUGGCAGAGAUGUUGUGGCAGUGAGGGAGAAGUUUGCUCAGUACUUCAUGUCUGAAGCUGGACGAGUUCCCUGGCAGGAUAACAUCUAGGCACAAACAUAUAUGUUUAUUUA